AUGCAUUCCUUAUUGCUUAUUAUUAUUAUUCCAUUAUUAAGUCAAUAUCAAGUAUUUUCUUCACCUGUUCUUCUUUGGAGCAAUAAAGAUCUUCCUCAAUCGGCUGUACCUCUUUCAAGAUAUUCUUCAAUUGAUUUUAUUUCAAAUUCUAUUUGUAAAAUUGACAGUAAACAAAUUCAAGUUCAUUUAAUUGUUGUUGAUCAAUUAACUAAUCAAGAUAUUCAACGAGGUUUACAACGCAAACAUCCAGUUUUACUUGAUGCCAAAAAUGAAAAAAGUCAAUUUCGUUAUUUUCCUAAUGUAGCUGAUGAUGUCUAUGAUACAUUAUCAAAACUUCCUCGUUCAAAUAAUAUGCAUUGUUCACACAUUCAUUUUCAAAUUGCAUCAUUAAAAAUAUAUGAAACAUUAAAAGAAGCAUUAGACGCAAUGCAAUCACCAGUUGAUAGUAUUGGAACAAAUUCAAAUAUGGUCAUCGUCAAGGCAUUAGUUGGUACUCCUGUUGUCGAUCAAAGUUUGAGUCGUCGACGUCGAGAUAUUGAUAUUACUGAAGACAAUGUUCUUGUAUCUGAAAAUAGAACAUGUAUGUUCUAUGCUAAUGAAUUAUUUUGGGAAGAGCCUAAUGAACGCGAUCCUUCAGCUGGAAAUUAUACACUCGAUUUAGAUAGAAGUUCAUGUACAACAGAUGAAAUAGUAACAUCAAAUGGAAAUAUGACUUCAGUCAUUCUUGAUUUAUAUUGGGAUAAUGGAAUGAAUGAUACUAUUCCAAUGACUUUAAUUGCAAAUAUAACUGAACGUUAUUGGUAUUUAGAUACAGUAACAAUGAAUGGUUCUGAAUAUCGUUAUUUUGCUUAUGGUAUGCAUAGUCAAAUGGAAACACCAUCAACUUAUUCAUAUGUAUGUAAAACUGCAGUAUUUGUUAAAUAUGAUUCUGCAGGACAUGGUUUAUAUGAUUUUAAAAAUAAAUUCUUCUUAACAAAUAUACAAUUUCAACCAUUUAAUGCAGAUGGUAUAAAAUUUGGUCUACCAAAUUAUUGUACAUCAUUUUUUACAAGUGGUAUAUGGAUGGGUUUAACAUCAACUUUACUUUGUUUAGGUAUAUUAUUAUUUGGUAUAUAUCGUAUGAUGAGUAUUAAAUCGAAUGAUCGAUUUGAUGAUCCAAAAGGAAAACCAUUAAUUAUCAAAGCACAAGAAUAA
Molecule: messenger RNA, 1194 nt
Organism: Rotaria sp. Silwood1
Lineage: Eukaryota; Metazoa; Rotifera; Eurotatoria; Philodinida; Philodinidae
Source: the annotation of a GenBank genome assembly